Alternaria viburni is the source of this 1944-nucleotide messenger RNA. RefSeq lists its product as uncharacterized. Bases 1 to 1944 code for a protein of 647 amino acids. NCBI's taxonomy places the organism in Eukaryota, Fungi, Ascomycota, Dothideomycetes, Pleosporales, Pleosporaceae. The transcript is spliced from 3 exons. The record is from RefSeq and is a predicted model, not a curated record.
AUGACGAGCUCAGAAUCAGAACAGGCGCAGACAUCACGGAAGCGCUCACGCAGGAGGGACAGCGUUGAUGACGGUGGUGCUGGAGGGAAGAAGGCUAGGGGCCGUCCACGGGUAGACACACAGGACGCCACGGCUGCAGAUCGUGCAUAUCGGCAGCGGAAGGAAACCACCAUCGCGUCGUUGAAGAGUCAAAGCACACAGCUCCACUCGAUAAUCGAGCAGAUGAACAAGGCCUUUCUAAAACUAAACGAGUCCACCGUCAAGUCAGGUCUUUUACAGCUGAAUCCGAGUUUGGCCCAAGAGUUCAAGCUGGUAACGGAGACGUUCGCGAGCUUAACAAAGACAGCCAACGAAGGCCAGUACGAGGGAGACGAAGAUGGUGAACACGGCGAACACGGGAUUGAAGGGAAUGGUGCACCAAAGCUGGCUGAACCGGAGCCUGAAGUGCAGCACAUUGGAUGGGGAUAUUCCGCAGUUCCGAAACCAGCCGCUGAGAAGCGUCCGCAGCCACAAUUGUCAACACCGGAUAGCUACCUUGCCCACAUCAGUGCUGCAUAUGGCAAUGUAGACUCCCGCAGGAGCGAUCUGGUGGGUUGCCGUCAGUUUGGAGCUGGUUCGGUCUUCGACCAGUCGCACCGAUCUUCGCAGCCUCCAGCAGACCCAUCACCAUCGCAUACUUCAUCCCAACCGACGCAGCUGCCUUUCGGGCUUGUAGACCUUCUGAGUCAGCAUCAACCACCGUAUGGAACAUCAAACCUACACACGUACUCCGUCCGUGUACCGACGCCUGAAGCGACACCGCCAACGAACAGACUGCCCACGCCGCCUCUAUCGAAAAUAUCGUCGAAGACGCUCCCUCCGGUCACAACGUACAGUUUCCAAGAAACAACAUUUGCGAGACGAUUGUCGAGGGCGGCGCUUGAGGCGGGGUUCCAUUUGCUUAGCAACGCCCAAGCUCGUCCUACGGCAAUCAACCGUGUCUUCAAGCUUUCUCUACCUCAUGAGACCCUCGAGCAAAUACGAAGCCGCUUCCGAACUAUCAUGGCCCGUGGCAUUGACGAAGACCUGGAUUGGUGGGAGUCGCCAUUCCUCCAUCUCGGUGGUGCAGGAACUCAUUAUCCGCGACGGGACGCUGCCGGCAACGUAAAGUCUGUCAGAAACGGAUGGAACGUACGGCAAAUUGGGCCAACAGAGAACAAGGUGCUCAUAAUAGAGAAUACAGAAGACGGUAGGAGUGAAGAGCUACGCGGCGUGGACCUCCGGGGAUACGAGGGGGAAUGGUUCGAUUGUUACGACGUACAGGGCUACUUGGAAGAAAAGUACUCGUGCAAGCUCGACCCGAAAAGCUCGUUCGCCGAGUGUGUCAUCGAGGUUGACGACGAAGAACUGUCCAGAACCCCCAAUAGUGCACUACGGCAUCGGCCACACAACGCGACGAGUCUGCCUCCUCUUCACCAGAACUCCGCAAACGGAUCGGCAGCUCCGUCAACCACCUCGACAAAUCCGCCAAACAACUCUUACAACAUCGCGGAUAGUGGAUCUUAUGGGCUAGACCUGUCUUUUGGGAACACCGGUGAAUACCCUAGGCUUGUCAACUACGAAAUAUCAUAUGAUCAGACCCUGGGUUUGGAUCUCGCACCUGGGUAUGAUUAUGGGUUUUCGCAUACACCCGCCUUUCACAUGGACAACAUAGAUCUGGGCAUGAACAUGAUGAGCGAUGUAGCGGCAGCUCUACCAGUGGUGAGGCAGAAACGGAAGAAGACUGCCUGGCUAGACGUUUCGAAGCUGAUUGAUGGUGAGUGUACACAUCCACGAGAGGUCAACAGUUGGCUGACGAUUACGACAGAGAUCAUUAUACACGGCGUGUGUCUCGGGCGAUCACCGGGGUAUAGGCGCAAGGACGUCGAUGCAGCGGUACAAAAGGCUUUGGUGCAUGAUCAUUAG